This is a messenger RNA of Pecten maximus, 2433 nucleotides long. RefSeq names its product NEDD8-conjugating enzyme Ubc12. NCBI's taxonomy places the organism in Eukaryota, Metazoa, Mollusca, Bivalvia, Pectinida, Pectinidae. The record is from RefSeq and is a predicted model, not a curated record. The transcript has 5 exons. The coding region runs from base 96 to 647 and encodes 183 amino acids.
CGUUGGGUCAGGUCAACAGGCGGAGUGGACGAUAUAUUUGUAAGGAUUACAUCGCUGUGUGUGUGUUGACUUUGGCUGGAUAUAAAAAAGUGACAAUGAUUAAGUUAUUUUCACUAAAACAACAGAAAAAAGACGGCGUAGACGUCAGUGAGAAAUCCGGUAGCCAAAAGAAAGCGUCUGCAGCCCAGUUAAGAAUACAAAAAGACAUCAAUGAACUGAAUUUACCAAAAACAUGUCAAGUAGAUUUUCCUGACCCAGAUGAUCUUUUAAACUUCAAAUUAAAUAUUUGUCCAGAUGAGGGGUUUUACAGAGCAGGACGGUUUGUGUUUAGUUUUAAAGUUGGUCAAGGCUACCCUCAUGACCCUCCCAAAGUAAAGUGUGAAACCAUGGUCUACCAUCCUAACAUAGACCUAGAGGGGAAUGUGUGUCUAAACAUAUUACGAGAGGAUUGGAAGCCUGUGCUAACAGUCAACUCAAUAGUAUACGGAUUACAGUACCUGUUUUUAGAACCCAAUCCAGAAGAUCCUCUGAACAAGGAGGCAGCAGAGGUUCUCCAGAACAACCGCAGACUAUUUGAGCAGAAUGUGUCCAAGUCUAUGCGUGGUGGUUAUAUAGGAUCUGUGUACUUUGAUAGAUGUUUAAAAUAAGGACAGUUGGGAUGAUCUUGGCAUAAGAAAUAUAUUAUCAUAUGGAGGCAUAUGGAGACGCAUGACGCAUCAUUUGGAUUAAUUUGGUCAAGACUUUGUAAGUGCUGUAACAGUCGGAGAUUAUGACAGGUGUGAUGUCUUUAUCAACAGGUUGUAACAGACUUUUUGUGUGUGUGGCUACUGGUGCAGUGUGGGGAGGGGACACACUGGUCAGGUCACAAGUCCUGGAAUAUACACUGGUGUGAGUAGUCAGGUCUUGUCUACAUUAAGCCGAAGAAUACUUCAAGAAUGGUCAUGUAGUGUUGAUUGUAUUUAAGAAUAAUAUAGUUAACACUAGUCUUGUUCCUCAUCAUAUGGAGGGAAUUGACAAAGGGGCCUAUAUAUGUAUUGAAUUAUGUAUACAUGUCAAAUCCUUGUUUGAAAAAUAGAUAUAGCUUGUUGAAUAUUUGUGUAUUUCAUGCUUGUUACCAUAAUGAUGCCAUGUUUAAGAUGAACCUAGUGUGAUAAAUGACAUUUGGCCCCUCUUGUUCCAGCAAAUAUUAACAUUCUCAUCUUGUGUAAUCUGUAUGCGACAGUGUGCCUCUGGACAGAAAUGAUAAGUGCUGCAAUUAUGGUGACAAAUAAUAUACAUCUAUAACAUAUUCUAAUGUUACCUGUACAGAGGAUGUACACCAAGUGUACGGGUAUCUUCAGUUAUGUAUUACUGUAUCAAUUAUAAACCUCGUACCUGUCCAUCUUCCCGUUUUUGGGAGAUCUCCUAAUUUUAACUCUGAAAUAUUAGUUUUGGAUUCUGCAUAAUUUGAUAACCUUGCAUCUAUACUGCAUUUAAUCAGUACUGUACAUUGCAUAGAACGGUUCAAACAAGCAAUACUGCACUAUCAUUUUGUCAAUAGACUGUUAUUUAACUAGGUAUGUAAAGGUUUUGAAAAUCUUACUACUUUAUUAAUUUCCACCAAACUUUUCUCUCCCAUUUCAAAUAUAAAAAGUUGUUGGAUAAUUAUGAAAGUUAUCUUAGAUCUUAAAACAAAAAAAGAGUCAGUGUCAUUUUCUUUUACAAAGUGUGUUAUUUGUUGAUGAUUGGGGAGUAUCAAAGGCUGUCCAAUGGACAGACAAUUUCACUAGCCAGAUGCCUGACAAGGCUAGUAGUUUAAUGUGCCAUGGUCUCUGAAACUAUGGGUUGGUGUUGUUAAAUGUUUCAAAACCAGUCUGUCAGCUAGUACAUACAAAAUUGCCAGGUCCUUAAUGCAGAAAUGGAAAACAAAAAACAAACAAAAAACAGAUCAUGAAAAUUAAUGGUUAUAUAACUAUAAACCAGAAAAAUAUUUAAAUGGCCUGAAGUUCAAGUGUAUUGGUAUAUGUUGUAUGAUUUUGUAUUACGUUCGGCUAUAAGAAUGCUUGUAAUAUGAAUAUCAAACAUUAGCAGAUUCUGUCAUUGUUAAAGACAGGUGAUAACAAAAAAAGAAUAAUCAUUAUUUACCUGUCUUUAACAAACAAACAAAAAAUCUACUGUUGAGUUUCCGCUCUAGGAACAUAAUUUAAUAGGAUUUCUAUACAAAAAUUUUCUUUCGGAGUAUCAGUUUUUAAAGUUUUGAAAAAAAAUCUCUUCUCAAAACUUGCAAAUACAUUGAACACCAGAUUCUCAUGGCAUAUAGGGUAAAGAAAUUUUUGGUCAGUUAGCGCAGAAAUCUGUCUUCUUUUACGACAGUAAUACCAGGUAGUUACAAUAGAUGUAUUGUAUUCAAAUUGAAAACAAAAUUAAUGGUAUUAAAAUAUUGUUUAAAAUGUG